AUGCGCCCCCGCAGCCCCCCGCCAGUGGGAACGGGGCUGGAUGGCAGCGGAGGAGGGUGUCAGUGUGUGUGGGUGUCAGUGCGUGUGGGUGUCAGUGUGUGUGUGUGUGUCCCCCAAUGCGAACGGCACAAGUGCGGAGUCCGCAUCAAGCGCGGCUUGUGCGCAUCGUCCGGCGGCUUGGCUGAGGAUGCCAGUAUUUUAAAAACUUAUUUAAACAAGAAGGAAAAGAGAUUCAGAGCCGAACUUCUGUCGGGUUGGUGGCGGAAGGGCACCGGGAGGCUCCAGCCGGGAGUUAGCGAAGUGCCCGUGCUGCAGUGCAUAUCUGAUAGCAUUCCCCGGGUACAACAGUUCUGCAUAUCCUCCCCUCCCUCCUCCCCGGCCAAAAAAAGAAAAAAAAAAAAAGAAAAAAAGAGAAGCAGCACCAGUUUUUUGGGCAAUCCCUCACUUACCCCAAAUAUCCUCCUGGUUUUUAUCUCUCCCAGCUCACCGGACGCGCCGGUCCAGCCUGCAGUCCCAAAAACAAAUCGAGGUCAAGCUGCGAGCCGCCACCGCCUAUCUCCACCUCAGCUGCCGGGAGGUACCAUAGCUGCUCGGAGCUCCCCCUGCUCCCCGGAGCACGGCUACUCCGCCAUGUCCCCGGGUGCAGCCGGUGCUGCGGGGGCCGCGAGCGGCAGCGGCGGGCACGGCGGGGCUGGGCGGCGGCGCGCACGGGCGCGGGCUGGGGGCGCGCUCCGCCGCGGAGGCGGUGCCUGCGCGGGCGGCGGCGGCGGGGCCGCUCUGCGCCGGGACCGGGCCGGCCGGAGCGGCGGCGGAAGGCUGGGCGCGCCCGGCAGACCGAGCUCCCCCGGGCUGCCGGCUGGCCGGGGUGUCUUCUGCAUUCCAGAGGAUGUUGCUCACUUGUGUUUAAGUGUGCGGAGAAUUUUGCUCUCACCCGCUUCCCCAGGGGGGAAAAAAGAAAUAAAUAAAAAAGAGGAGCACCUGGAGCGGGGAGAGCCGGGUUCCCUGGCUGCGGGAAGUGGGCACGGCAAGACAGCGCUGGCGGAGGCAGGGGGCCGUGGGCUGGGCGGGCCGCGGGGCUGCCCCGGCGCCCACGGGAUGGCUCGGGUGCCGUGGGAGAACGGAGAGAACCGGGCUCAGAGAACGGGGAACCAUCCACUGCGGAUGCCUCCGGUGGUCACGGCAAACCAGGGGGAAGGGGGAGGGAGAAAGAUGCUUUGGGUAUCAAACUGAUCUCCCAGCUCCUGGCAGGUUCUGGGAUGAAUUGCUUGUGCUGAUGCCUGCUUCUAGAUCGGCUUCAUCUCCCUCACUUUUCCUCUGUGAAAUGCUGCUGCUCCUCACAAAGAUGUAAAAAUACAGCAGAUAAUGCCCACAGUAAGCUCUGGUGAUAAAUACCAUGUGAGUCCUAAGAAAAGCUGUUAUUUGAAGGAAGUCCAUGAUGACUGAUCUGCAGGUGCUGCCAGUGGAUUUAUGGGACAUGCGAAACUUAUGCUUUGUAUUUUUCUAGAAGGAGAGUGGAGGAAUUGACAUCUAUCACAAUUCAAAAGGAUGAGAACAAGCCCACAAAAAGAAAAGAAGACUCUUCUGACUUUUAGAAAUCUUUAUAAACAUCAUUUAAUGUCAUUUUCAAAUACCUUGAAGGGAUCAUAAAACUUUGCUCUUCUCUGAUCAUCGCACCACUUAGAAGUGGAAAGGUCAGGAGUUCUCCCCUGUGCCAUCACUUCAGUUUCCAGGUCAUGUCAUGCAGAGGGACUCACUCAGGAGCAGUUCAGACUCCUGAGACCUCGCUGUGUGCAUGGAUCCAUGGGCUGCCAUGACCCAAGGCUAAGGCAGAGCACCUGCUCUUCUUGCCUCCCUCUUGGUCCUUUCCCCAAGAUGUUUUUCCCUCACAUUUUAUUUUUAAAACAGUUCAUGCUGCCAACUCAGAUUUUUCAAGUAGGGCCCUUCCUCACCUUUGAGUUCACUGCAGUCAUGUUUCUUUCCUCAACACAAUUGUUGAUAAAAGGUCCUUUUCUGGCUACAUCAUCACCAAGACCAUUAUAAUAUAUAAUAUUUUCUAAACCAUGAAGUACAGUGGUUGUACAACACUUAACACUGAUCUUCAUCAUGAAGUAGACCUGGCACAGAGGUGGUGUAAAUGAAAAACUCGAUGGUCAGAGUACCUUCAAGCCCCCUCCACACUUCUGUCAAAUUUAGGAACAUUUCACUGGGUUUGUGGGCUUCCCCCAAAGAGACUGGACAGCAGGAUUAGACACAGCAACACAGUGAGAUUCUGUGGUGAGAAGAGAUAAAGAUCCUUCAAAGUCAUGUUGGAGAUGAUUGCAACGAAUGGAUGUCUCUUACAACAAUAAGGAAUGCUUUAUUAGUAUUAUUAACUAACUGUUCUUAAUUUGUCAUUUGCCCUUCUGUCCCCUUUUAUUCUUUAUUCUCAUUGCUGCAUAACUUUUCCUUUUUCCUUAAUGAUGCCUAACCCCAGAAGUAUGGCACUCCAGAAAAUUAAAAAGAUAUUAAUUCCCUA
Molecule: messenger RNA, 2515 nt
Organism: Passer domesticus (house sparrow)
Lineage: Eukaryota; Metazoa; Chordata; Aves; Passeriformes; Passeridae
Product: collagen alpha-2(I) chain-like
Exons: 3
Coding region: 1-1230 (409 amino acids)
Source: RefSeq, a predicted model, not a curated record